Syngnathus typhle (broad-nosed pipefish) is the source of this 2965-nucleotide messenger RNA. It is a transcript of the gene klhdc4, whose product is annotated as kelch domain containing 4. The transcript is spliced from 13 exons. The record is from RefSeq and is a predicted model, not a curated record. Gene Ontology annotation, molecular function: protein binding. NCBI's taxonomy places the organism in Eukaryota, Metazoa, Chordata, Actinopteri, Syngnathiformes, Syngnathidae. The coding region runs from base 300 to 2069 and encodes 589 amino acids.
AAAGAGCUGUCAGCCAUAGAAACGAUCCAUACCAGGAAGUUGUUCAAUUGACUGACAAAAAGUAAACCUCGUGAAAAUCGUUUGAGAGAUAAGCACGUUUUGAAUGACUUUAACGUACAUUCAUUAGGUUUGAUGAGAAUUUGACCCCACUUUCGUGGCCGCCACGAAGGCACGUUCCUGAGGCGGAUAGUGCCAGCUGAUGAGCCACGGCAUUGUGUUUUACUGAACAUGUGGGAAGUUUGUAUGCAGGACAAUUUAACCGUCUAAUUGCGUAUCACUGAAUAAAAUCACCAGCAACCAUGGGUAAAAAAAGCAAAAAUGAAAAGAAGGGGAAGGGAGCAGAGAAGACCGCUGCCAAAAUGGAGAAAAAGGUUUCCAAGAGAUCCAAACGUGAAGAGGAAGAUUUGGAGGCGCUGAUUGCUGAAUUUCAGAGCAUGGAUGCCAGGAAGACUCAAGUUGUAGAGACUGCAUGUCCUCCUCCAUCAGCAAGAUUAAGUGCAACACUUACUGCUCACCCAGACAAAGAUGAGCUCAUCCUUUUUGGUGGUGAAUUCUUUAAUGGGAAGAAGACAUACCUGUACAAUGAUCUGUUUUUCUACAACAUUAAAAAGAACAGUUGGGUUAAGUCUGAGAUCCCCAAUCCUCCUCCCCCACGAUGCUCUCACCAGACAGUGGCGGUCUCUCAAGGUGGGGGCCAGUUGUGGGUGUUUGGAGGAGAGUUUGCUUCACCAAACGGGGAACAAUUCUACCACUACAAGGACCUUUGGGUUUUGCACCUUGCUACAUGUGCCUGGGAGAAUAUCAAAGCACCUGGUGGUCCAUCGGGUCGCAGUGGCCACCGGAUGGCUAUUAGCAAAAGACAGCUGUUGGUGUUUGGAGGUUUCCAUGAGAGCACCAGAGAUUUUAUCUACUACAAUGACAUCCAUUCGUUCUCCCUGAAUACUUUCUCUUGGUCACGCCUGUCCGUGUCAGGCGUGGCCCCCUUGCCACGCUCCGCCUGUCAGAUGACCUCUACACCUGAUGGCUCCGGUGUCAUCAUAUAUGGAGGUUACUCAAAACUGAAACUGAAAAAGGACAUUGAGAAGGGAACGAUCCACUCUGACAUGUUUCUACUCAAGCAAGAAGGUAAAGAUGGCCAAGAGAAAUGGACUUGGUCCAGAUUGAGCCCCUCUGGAAACAAGCCGCCUCCCCGAUCUGGCUUCUCCAUGGCGGUGGGCCCGUUAGGGCGCGCUGUGUUAUUUGGUGGGGUUUGUGAUGAAGAAGAUGAGGAAACACUGGAAGGUGACUUCUAUAAUGACCUCUACUUGUACGACACAGCGAAAAACCGCUGGUAUCCCGCUCAACUCAGGGGUAACAAGUCAGACAAGAAGAAACGUCGGCGAGGGAAGAAGGAUGAAGCUGGGGGGGAAGCAGCAGAUAAGGAGGAAGUAGAAGAUGCUCCCACGGGGCCAACUGAAGUCAUCAAGGAGAUUGUUACAGAAGAUGGCACAGUGAUGACCAUCAAGGAAGUAUUACCUGGAGCUCAGGAGGCAGAGGAGGCCAUCGAUGAUGAAGAGGAGGAGGACGAAGAAGAGGAUGAAUCAGCCCUCGUGGAACCCUGCCCGCGGUCCAGCGCCAUGGCAACGGUGCGUCAGGGCAAGCUUUUUCUCUACGGCGGGAUGUUUGAAGUGGGAAGCCGCCAGUUCACCUUGAACGACUUCUACUGUCUGGACCUCCACAAGAUGGACCAGUGGGAGGUCUUGGUCGAGAUGGAUCCAAAGACCCAAGAAUGGCUGGAAGAGUCUGAAUCUGACGAUGACGACAACGAAGAAGAAGAAAAUGAAGAGGAAGCGGGUGGAGGAGCAGAGGGAGGAGGAGAAGAAGAAGAGGAGUCUGAUAACGAAGAUGAACAUGAGCACCCAACAGCAACGGAUGGGGAGACGUUGACAGAUUACCAGGCCCGGACAGAGCAGUACUGGAUCGGACUUGCACGCACCAACAUGGGUGCGGAUGCCAAGGACAAAAAAGUCACCAAGGUAGCCUUAGCUAUGGCUAAAGUCUUCUAUGAAGACCAUGCGCCGGAUGUUUGAAUGACUUGACUUCAACCACGCUUUGUCAAAUACAUUAUUUGCAUGUUAUGCUUUAUGCAAGCUAAGUCAUUGAAUUUGUAAUGCAAAUUGUCUUAGCAACAUUUUGGGUCAAGUGAAGACUUUUAAUAGCUCAUAGGAGUAAUUGUGACCUUGUCUAGGGUAUUAGAGCUGAUUUACCCCCAUCCACAGAAAACAUGUACAUGUAUUACCAAACCUUUAUUGAUAAAGCUCUGAGUGUUACUUUCAUGUAACAUCGGUGGUCUUUAAACAGUAUAUGUACAUCUCCAUCAAAAAUGAGUCACAUUUCAGAAUCUAAUAUGUCCAGGGUGUUGAUACGCCUGACCCAAAUGAUUGAGCUCUAACCUGCAAUAUUCAUCACGGCCAGCAGGGGAAGACUUGACGCAGCAGAAAUAUAUACAUUGACAGAAGCAGGGCCACCAUGAGGUUCUGACAGAACUGCUUCUGGCUUUGUAUAUUCAGUGAUAUAAUCUGGUGAAUAUUAAUAUUAGAGAAUUGGUGUCUAAAAUGUGUGCAGUGCAAAAAAAUGGUUUAAUCAUCUUAAUAGGUAAAGCAAAACAUGUUAAAAAGUAAGAAUAUGUGUAUUUCUUUGUAUGUAUCACAUUUGUACAGGCCAGCAUCUCCUAAUGUGAGACCCCGCCUAAAGUAAAUGAAACAGCAAAGGUAAACAAAAUAUUCAGUAUAUGUAUACAUUUGGGUUCCAAAUAGUGACUUUACAUUACUCGUGAGGCAAUUUUACAAUAAGUUAUUUUUUAUGAUGAUACUUUGGCAUGUGAUAAUAGGAACCCACACUCUCAUGUGAAUUAGGAAACAUGAUCCUUUGUUUUCCAAAUGUAUUUUUACACUUGAAUGAAAAAGAAAAUCUCACCUGACAAGGA